UCCACACCAACCACUCCGCUCCACCACCACUCUCCGCCACUUCGCCAGCUUAGCUAGGGUUCCAUGCCGACCGCCGCGGCGACCACGGCGAGACGCCCGCUGCAGAAGGCGGCGUCCGUCCUGCGCUGGCUCCACCUCCUUGGCGCGGACAUCGUGGCCUACGCCUUACUGGCCGCGCGCUGGGCCUGGGCCUGGGCGGUCGGCGUCGGCACAGCGACCCCCUCGCCGCGCCGCCUGAAGCAGGAGGCCGUGGCCGCCCUGCGCUGCCUCUACUUCCUGAUGACGGACAUCGUCGUCUACGGCUCCCUGGCCGCGCUCUGGGCCGCUGCCGUCGGCGGCGUCCUCCCCGAGAUCCUCGGGCGCUGGGUGUGCGGCGGCGAGGACUCUGCCGUGACUGCUGCUGCCGAGGCCGUCCUCAAGGCGUCGAAGUUCGUCCUAGUGCGUUUCUUUCCGGGGUUCAUCAUGCAGUUCGCGAUACGCUUUAUGGAAUUCGCCCAGUUCGAAGCCAAGGAGAGGAGAGACAAGCUGGCAACAAGCUCCUCUGCCAUCACGGCGCCGUCAGCCCAGAGACAGCGUCCUGAACGGAAAGGAGUGCAGCGCCUGCUCCCUCUGCUUGGUAUGAGCACCACCUUACUCCAGCUUGGGAUUCUGGGCAUGAGGAUGAAGAAUCGUCACCAACAAGGAUCCGUUUCAUGGAAGAUUGGUUAUGUACUCUCUGAUGUUGCAGCCUUGGGGUCCGUUGCUCUAACGGUCUUUGUUCUUGUGCCAAAUAUGCUGAUCAUAGCAGCACGGUUCCCAGGGCGAAGGCUAGGGCUGCCGUGAUGCAGCGAGUUGUUCAAGGUUCAAUGCCCGCCACCGACAAAUGUUUUUUGACAAGCGCUAUGGAUGUCUUUUGGAGUUAUCACGAUCCUAGAACCCAGAUGAUAUUGGUUUCUCAAUCUGCGUUGUUACUGCAUGCCCGUCCUUUGCUGAGACCUGAACCUCAAUUGGCAGUUUCCGUGACUACUCACCUUGGAGUCUAGCCUACGAACCUCUAGAUUUCGUAUUCAUGUCCUGGAGAUUUGAACCUACUUUUAGCGUGAUAAACAUGUACGCACAUACUCUUAUGGCGCGGUUGAGAUUUAGGUUUAUCUUGGUUACAGUGCAUUAUCGUGUGGAUGUAUGACUUGGGAUUUUGAAACAGCUACUUCAGUGCUGUGUGUGGGU
Messenger RNA from Lolium perenne, 1206 nucleotides. RefSeq lists its product as uncharacterized. The record is from RefSeq and is a predicted model, not a curated record. Lineage: Eukaryota; Viridiplantae; Streptophyta; Magnoliopsida; Poales; Poaceae.